Argiope bruennichi is the source of this 1226-nucleotide messenger RNA. RefSeq names its product chromobox protein homolog 1-like. Lineage: Eukaryota; Metazoa; Arthropoda; Arachnida; Araneae; Araneidae. Gene Ontology annotation, molecular function: chromatin binding. Gene Ontology annotation, cellular component: pericentric heterochromatin; nucleus. The coding region runs from base 124 to 660 and encodes 178 amino acids. The transcript has 5 exons. The record is from RefSeq and is a predicted model, not a curated record. Gene Ontology annotation, biological process: chromatin organization; negative regulation of transcription by RNA polymerase II.
ACAAAAGCAGCCGGCUUCCAAAAUCGUCUGCUGCAGGUCGCUGUUUGUUUUCAUUCCAUUUGGCGCGUCAACCGGCAUAUCUGUGUUAGAGCAAAGCUAGUUUUGGUUAAACUAUAAUCAGAGAUGUCGAAAAAGAGCAAAAGGAGCAAGGAAAAGACUGAAGAGUAUACUGUUGAAAAAAUACUUGACAAGCGAAUAACUGCUGGAAAAACAGAAUACUUUUUAAAAUGGCAUGGGUAUCCCGAUUCAGAGAACACUUGGGAACCAGAAGAAAAUUUGGAUUGCCCUGAAAUCAUAGCAGAAUUUGAAAGACAGUUCAACAGAAAAGAUAGAAGAUCAUCAAUUGAAGGGAAACGCAGGACUGAUUCUUCUGAUCUGUCUUCAAGAAUGACAGUAAAAAAAAAGCAUGAGGAGGAAAAAAGAGGCUUUGAUCGCAAUCUGGAGCCAGAUAAAAUCAUUGGUGCUACAGAUACUGCUGGAGAAUUGAUGUUUUUGAUCAAAUGGAAAGGAUGUGAUGAAGCUGAUCUUGUUUCAUCAAAGAUUGCAAAUGUCAAAUGCCCUCAAGUUGUAAUUAGAUUUUACGAGGAACGAUUAAUUUGGCAUCCAAACAAUAGCUGUGAAGGCGAGCAGAGCGAAGCUGGAAAUAAGAGCCAGGCUUGAUUAUUAUAUUUUUUUCACAGAUUUUAUCAAACAAUUAUUGUCAUCAUGUAAAUAUUCAUUUUGAAAUGUUGUUCAACAAGUUUACUUUUUUGUUAUGUAUGUGUUAUUCAUUUUGAAUUUAACAAAAAAAAUGUUGAUGUACAAAUGAUGCUCAUAAAACUGAACUCAUGUUUUUUGUUGUUGCAUUUAAAAAAAAACCAUAGCUUCGGAAUUCACAAUGUUUGUUAGAUGUAGUAAUAAUAAAUUUAUAUUUAUUGUUUUGAAUAUCUUAAGUUUAUAUGGACCAAAUGCGUUCAGAUUAUGUAUCUAGUCUGUAAUAAUUAGUUACAUACUUUAUUCCUAGAUUUUAAUUUUGUAUUUCUGGCUUAUAAUUUACUUUAAUUAUUAUUUCUCAAAGUAUUAAUAUUCUAAGUCAAGUAAAUGUGUAAAGCAUAGAUGUUUUCAGAAAUUCAAAGCAAUUCAUUUUUAUAUGAUGCAUCUUUCACUUUUAAAUAUUAUCAUUUUAUCCAGUUUUAGACAAGACUUAAAGUAUGUCCUAUUUUUUCCAAUUGUUGAAUGUUCAAAUG